Gigantopelta aegis is the source of this 1658-nucleotide messenger RNA. Its product is annotated as ankyrin repeat domain-containing protein 50-like. The record is from RefSeq and is a predicted model, not a curated record. The transcript is spliced from 6 exons. The coding region runs from base 175 to 1641 and encodes 488 amino acids. Gene Ontology annotation, biological process: intracellular signal transduction. Lineage: Eukaryota; Metazoa; Mollusca; Gastropoda; Neomphalida; Peltospiridae. Gene Ontology annotation, molecular function: protein binding.
CGAAUACACAGGUAGCACCAUUUAAUUGUAAAAUGUCACCUGCCAUGGAGUUCCGCUGCCACGGGUAUAGGUGGCAGCAGAUCGAUAGACGCUGACAACCGCACCAGGCUUCCACUCAGGCAUUACCUGACCCAGCUCGUGCCACGGGUGGAGGCGACUGGGGGUGGAUAUGACAUGGGCCUCGGCGUAAGCCGGACACCCGAAGUGUUGGGGGCGAUUCAGGGAGGAGACUGUCCCGCGGUAGAGGAACUCAUCGGGUCCGGACACUCGGUCAAUGCUAUGUUAAAGGUUGACGAUGCGAAUGGGUCUGUUUCUGUCUCUCCACUGUAUUACUCUGUCAAACUAAAAAACACUGGCAUUGCCAAAAUGCUGAUCUCGCGUGGAGCAGACGUCAAUGUCGGGUGUGUUGGAACAGGAUACAGCAGAACUCGUUCAGAGACUCCUCUACACUGUGCAUGCAGGCUGGGUAACGUUGACAUUGCUGAAUUACUCCUGGACCACGACUGUGACGUGAACGCUGUCGACAGCGACGACUGUACUCCUGUCUGGGUUGCUGUUGACAACAAGAACGUGACGAUGGUUGAAUGUCUUCUUUCUCGCCCUGGGAUCCAAAUUAACGUGGCCCGUGAACAGCCCGGAAACAAGGAAGGAGCACUACACAAAGCUUGCAGCACGGGUUUGUCAGAGAUCGUACAACUACUGCUGUGUCACGGCAGCGACGUCAAUGCCACUGAUGAACGCAACAUCACGCCACUUUACCUUGCGUGUCAGAAUGGUUACACGAAUAUAGUCAACGUGCUUCUUACAGCAGGAGCUGAUGUCAACAUCCAACGAAACUGUUUUGGCUGGAAAAAUCAAAAGUAUUCUCCCCUGCAUGUAUCAAUAAAGGGAGGUCACUGCGAUAUUGUUAAAGCUCUUUUGGCCGCUGGUGCCGACAUAGAGACGCAGGAAGCGACUGGGAAAACUGGAUUAUUCCUUGCGUGUAAGGAGGGACAUGCUGACAUCGUAAAGACGCUAUUAGACCACGGUGCAGACCCAAAUGUGAAGACGAAUAAUUUGGGUCAAACGCCUCUGUUUUGUGCCUUACAUUCUGGCCUCUACCAAAUACAAAAGAGGGUAAAACAACUGAAAAAGUCUUCUGCUCAAGGAUUCUUAAAAUACGACUCCCAUUCAUUUGUGGUCGAAAUUUUAGGAUUACUGCUUCAGUAUGGUGCUAGACAUGAUUUGUUAGACAACUCUGGAUACACGGCUUGUGACUACAGCAUCAUGUUGGGUCAAGUGGACACGACGUGCAUUCUACUACAACAUGGUGCCACGAUCACAAAAGAUUGUUACUCGUGUAACACGAAUAGAUGGGACGAUUUUACUAUAUGUAAAAUACUCCUGUUGCAUUCCAGAGAUUUUGUACCACUGAUAAAACGGAAUCUCGACCGCGUGUCACCCGGUGUUAGAACACAAGUUUCUGAUGAUCUAAUGAGACCUCCGAGUUUAUCGAGACUAUGUAGAUACAGAAUAAGAAAUCUAAUCCACGCCAAGACAUCGGUGUCACUGUUUCCUAACAUUGAUAUUUUACCAGUGCCAAAUGUUUUGAAGAAAUAUCUCAAAUUGGAGGACGCUUAUGAUGCUGUUUUUGCACAAUAAACUACAUUUUGAAUCUG